UUAGUGAUUGUGACUGUGUGUACAAUGGAGUGGCAUAUAGUGGUAUUCUUCGUCUGCUUUGCCGGCGCCGUGGUUGGCAAUCCGGCUAAAACAGAUUCAAAACGUGACCACUGCAACAAAACGGUGGAGAUAUACGAGGACGUGUCGUCGCCGCCUGUCACGCCGGAAAACUUCGGAAGACCUCUGACAUGUACGUAUAGAUUUCGAGCAUUUCGAGGGUCGCCGAAGGACUGGAUCCUAAGAAUACGGUUCAAGAAGUUCAAGGUCGGGACUCUGAUCAAUGGCACAACUUGUCACAAAGGAUACAUGCAGAUCGUGGACGGCAACGCAAAGACGGACGUGUCUAACCGCAAAGAACCGGGUCUGUUCUGCGGCGAGAUCGAGCAGCCGCAGACCUUCAUCUCGGAGACCAACUUCGUAAAAAUCGUCUUCCAUGCCGACAACUUCACCGACCAGACUUACUUCAGCUUCGAUUCAAGGGCUGAACAGCAGUUCGAAGUAUACCUUCGAUAUGGCCAACACCCAGAAUUGUAUCCAAACCGAAGAGGCGAGGUGGUUGCUGGAUCUUACUGCGAGCGAGUAUUCCGCGACUGUCGCUUGCAAACGUGCUAUGUGCAGUCGGCUGCGUAUCCUGGAGUGUACCCUCGGAAUCUACACUGCAGGUACCACCUGAAUACCCGACUGCCGUACAUAAAGCUAUACAUCGAGAACGAGGAGUUCAAUAUCGACGGGCAGCGCUGCGAGAACAUCAUGACCUGCCCUAUGAGACCCAUCACUUCUGGCUCAGAUAACUGUCCAUACGACUACAUCAAGAUCUACGACGGCAAGGACGAGUCUGCAGCCGUGAUCGGUACCUUCUGUGGUAUGGGCAAGUUUCCCUACUCCAUCAUCGGGACUUCACAAGAUCUGUUUGUCGAAUUCGUUAGCUCACCUGCAGGUCCGCUCCUCAACACCGGUUUCCAUUUCAACGUAGGCAACUGGCCGGGUCACGUGGAAGCACCAGGCUCUCGCGUAGGAACCUGCGAUUGGGUGCUCACAGCCGAGUCGUUAAAGAAAUCUGGAGACACUGAGGGCAUUUUCUUGUCUGUUGCGCAUUGGUAUCCGCCGCAUACAUCUUGCACUUAUCUGAUGCAGGGAUUUGCCGGGCAAGUUGUAAGGCUGUACUUCCCCAGCUUCCGAAUCAACCGCAUAGAAUCCCCAAUAGUGCCGUGGACGGGCGACUGCGGCGAGUCCCUUACUCUGUACGACGCUCCACGACCGGACGACGCGCGCAUCAUCAAGACCUUCUGUGACACCUUCAGCAGACCCAUGGAGAAGCAUGACUUUGUAUCGACGGGAAACGCCAUGUUUGUCAGAUUUGAAAGCAAAACAGGGAGCUACAGCGGUUCAUCCCUUUAUUACUGGGCGCACUAUGACUUUUUUAACAAUACGCGUUUCGGAGAGCCUGUGCCGGGUACAGCCUGCGAUGAGGUCAUUGCCUCGUGGAAGCAACGAGCUGGUCGUCUUCGGUCCCCGCUCAAUACACUGGUGUACAAACAAGCUCCGCCCGGGGAAGACGUCCAUUGCUUGUACAGAUUUGUGACGGACAAGAGGAUUUACGCACGUGUUAUUUUGACCAUUUUGAGCGUCAAUUUCAAGGAGCACCCGUACACUCCAGUGUCCUGUCAAAAUUGCUAUGAAGAUCGCGCAGACAAAUUAAUUAUUUGGGAACCAAAUUCUGGUGGUAAAUUCACGAAUUCCUCAAUCGGAGUGAGUACGACACCAUUGCCGCUUCACUUUGCUGUGCAAAGAUCUCUUGGAUCCUGUCUAUGCGCCAAACAUGCGAAUACCGUGUCUCGCGCUAAGCCCUACAGAAUUGUAUCAUCAGGGGAGUCACUAAACCUCCAACUGAUAGUUGACAACGCUCACGCUGCCGCAUCCUACUUCAAAAACCCUUCUCCACUCUUUGAAGCCAGGUACGAGUUUGUUCAUGGACCUCUCUGUGGGCCAGCUGUUUUAGCAGCAGCUUCUGAUGGUGAAAUCGUUUAUCCGCAUUUAGAAGCUUUGGGUUAUACUGAACCACCGAAAAGAAUACAGUGUAUUUGGGAUUUAGAGAUUGAAGAAAAGAGAGACAUUUGGCUGCACUUCGAUAGUAUAAAAUUUGCUUCUCGUCAUUGUGACGAUGGUAAUAUCCAGAUCUAUCUGCCAGGAAGACUUGAACCUUACUAUUCAGUAUGUGGUGAGAAUGUAUCGUUGGCUCGAGAAUUGCCAAUUCUAUCAGCGGGAGAACUUGGAUUCGAGUCUUUAGACGAUCCUUUGGUGAUGGAAAAGGAAAAAACACGAUCACUUCGAAUUGUUUUUAUUGGUAGUGCGUCACCAGCCGGUGCUGCUUUUAAAAUUGCCUGGACUGGUCUAUAUCAUUUGCCAAAAAACUCUGAUGGAAGUCUCAUGACUUCACGUCUUACGGACGGUAGCUCCAAAUCUUCAGAUUCAGGAGUAGGUUGUGACUUUAUCUGUCCUGGUGAGGAAGCUCUUUGCAUCCCAGCGAGACUGAUUUGCAAUGGCGUAGUGAACUGUCCAAAUGUGACAACUAGCGAAAGAAAAUUCUGGACACCUGAAGAAAGGAGAGCUAGAGAGGUGUACUCUGAAGAUAGUCUCCGCCGGUUAGGAUAUUUGGAUACAUUGGAUGGUAUACAGAUUAGCAAGUUGAAUGAUGAGUCACCUGAGCUUUGCGCCAAGGCAACAAAUGUCGGGAGUGGUAAUUGGACUGCUACUGCUUUGGGGGCUGGUUUUGCAGUCCUGUUCGCCAUUUGCGCCUUGACGGCUGCGUGGCGUCUCUGCUGCCCGAAGAGGUCUCCAGACGAGGAGAGCCUGGACUACUGACAUGAGGCCCGCGGCGGCCCACACGGCCCGCCGUCCACUUACUCUCGCUCUCUGUCAAGAGACUUGCCGCUGGACUGGAGUCCACAUUGACAGACGCUAUACUGAGCGCCCGAACCCUCCUGCGUAACCAAUUUACAAAACCGUAUCGGUCAAGGUAAGGUUUUUUAAGGAUCUGGAAAAUAUUAAAUAACAAUCGAAGCUUGUCUUCAGUUUAUGGCCGGUCUGUUCAAUAUAUGACAAAACAAUGUACAACUAGCGAAUAUUUCAAAUAAAAAAUCAUAUCUUGACUGCAUAUAAAGUUGAUACCCUACCCUUGCAUGAAAUCCAUAGCACAACCUAAAGCACAUUUAGAUUCUCCGACGUCGUCGUCUUAACACUUUUAAUAACCUAUUUUAGUCCACACAACUACUAAUAUAUUUAAAGGCGCUCAAUUUUGUAAUUAAUGUACAUACCCAUAACUUGUAUUUAAUGGUAAAUGAUGCUUCGAACGAAUCAUAGAACGAAGUGAUAGUAGCCAAACUGUUAAGAGUUAUCAAUUAAGAGCUAAGUAUGGCACAGUUUUGUAUAAUGGAUGUAUCAUGAAAUUUCUAUACUGCCAUUUACAUGAUUUAGAAAUGACUCAAAAAUACUACAAUUUGUUUUGUCUUUGAUAUUUACCUAAUAGGCAUUUCCCACUGCACUAUCUUCAUUAUGGUUUUCUAAUAAAAUAACAAUUUUAGUAAAUAUCUAUGGAAAUGUCGUCAAUGUCCUUGAAGUCCAGAACUGCAAAGGCUCAAAUAUACCGGCCUUAGCCAGUGCUACAGUUUUGGGCCUUUUGCGGCAAAGUUUUGUACUUUUAAAACAGACAGUUAAAGGUAGAUUUUUUCCUUUUCUUCUACAUUACGCAUAUUUAGUAAUUGUUGGCAACUUUCGCAUGUAAAUUUUUGUAGUUUACAUGAAUCCAAAUUGGUAGUCGUGAUCUUGCGAUGAAUGCUCUUCUAACUAAUAUAAUACAUGAUAAAUGAACCUUACAAGUGAUAAAUGAGGUUACUUAAUCU
Messenger RNA from Hyposmocoma kahamanoa, 3899 nucleotides. RefSeq lists its product as uncharacterized. Gene Ontology annotation, cellular component: plasma membrane. The coding region runs from base 25 to 2862 and encodes 945 amino acids. The record is from RefSeq and is a predicted model, not a curated record. NCBI's taxonomy places the organism in Eukaryota, Metazoa, Arthropoda, Insecta, Lepidoptera, Cosmopterigidae. The transcript has 12 exons.